This is a messenger RNA of Pelagomonas calceolata, 1455 nucleotides long. Lineage: Eukaryota; Pelagophyceae; Pelagomonadales; Pelagomonadaceae. The record is from the annotation of a GenBank genome assembly.
UUGCCGCAGCCAGUCGCAAGUGUUCAUGCACGAGUAAGCAUCGCAUGCAGUGAAAAAAUGGCAUUAGCCCUAGCAGCCGCCAUCCGCCGCGGCGAGCGCACCUGCUUAGCGGUCGCAGAGGAGGCCGUGCGCCGCGCGAGAACCUCGAAGCUCAACGCCUUCGCUAGAGUAGAUGCAACUGCAACGAAUAGAAAACUACCCGACGGACCGCUGCGCGGCGUGCCGGUCGCCGUCAAGGACUCCAUAUGCAUCAAAGAUGAAACGCCAACGGCCGGCAGCCGUGCCGUCGGAAGUUGGAAAGCGCGCGAGGACGCUUUUGCAGUGGCGCGUUUACGGGAAGCCGGCGCCAACGUCAUCGGCAGUACAAAUUGUGACGAAUUCGGCAUGGGCUCGACGGGCGAGACCUGUCAACGCGGUUUCACAAGGCACCCCCUCGAUUUGAGAAGGGCGCCGGGCGGGUCGUCGUCCGGCUCGGCCGCGGCCGUCGCCUCGAGUAUCGUGCCGCUCGCGCUCGGGAGCGACACGGGCGGCUCCAUCCGGUUGCCGGCCGCCUGGUGCGGCGUCGUCGGCGUCAAGCCGACCUACGGCCGCGUGUCUCGACGGGGUUUGUUGGCCUACUGCUCUUCCACGGACUGCGUCGGCGUCUUUGCGCGAUCUGUCGAGGACGCCGCGUUUGCUCUCGGGCUUAUUGCGGGCCAUGAUGACGGCGACGCGACGUCUAGUCAAGAGUGUGUCCCAGACUACCUUUCAAUGCUCUCUAUCCCAACAAACGACCGCGUCGCUUCUAUCAAUGUAGAGGUCGACGAUGACAUAGAAAGCGUCGUGGCGGGCGCGUCCAACGCUCUGAAGGCCGACCAAUGCGAUGCGCUCUCUCCCCAAUUCCUGCGGGACUGCGCCGCGGCCUACCACGUUUUGGCAGCGGCCGAGGCGCACUCGAAUCUGGCGAGGUACCACGUCAACCAUGAGAACCCGCCCUUCGGUGCUGAAGUAACAAGGCGCGUGGCCCUCGGUAAGAGGCUGCUCGGCGAGCGCCACGCCGAGGGGUUGUAUGAGAGGGCCGUCGACGUGAGGGCGCAGGCGAGGGCGCGCCUCGACGACGUGUUGUCCUCUGUGGAUGUGUUAAUGCUCCCGGUCGCGCCGACGGCGGCGCCGAAGCUCAACGCUCCGUCGGUCAUCACGAAGGAGGCCCGGGGCUCGCUCGCGCGCGACCUGCGCGACGACCUCCCGCGGGACUACGCCAACGACUUCCUGACGGCCUUCGCGUCGCUCGCCGGCCUGCCCGCGCUCUCGGUGCCGUUCGGCCGCACGUCGGGCGGCCUGCCCGUCGGCGUCCAGGUUGUUGGAAAGGCCUUCGACGAAGCCGCUGUGCUGCGCACGGCGCGGCGCCUGGAAUUGAUUCGCGACGACGCGCUGUCGUCGCCGGCGCGGCGCGUGUUGCUCUCCGAGGACGACUAA